Messenger RNA from Zootermopsis nevadensis, 1710 nucleotides. RefSeq lists its product as uncharacterized. The record is from RefSeq and is a predicted model, not a curated record. Gene Ontology annotation, molecular function: protein binding; signaling receptor activity. Gene Ontology annotation, biological process: inflammatory response; signal transduction. Gene Ontology annotation, cellular component: plasma membrane. NCBI's taxonomy places the organism in Eukaryota, Metazoa, Arthropoda, Insecta, Blattodea, Termopsidae.
AACAGCCCUCUACCGUUCAAUUUUCCGACUCUGUACUUCGUGUGUCAGUCAAUGGGGGAUCAGGAAUAAGAAUGUGUGGUUGUCACGUGAGUUCGGUAUUACAUGACGCAAGUCGAAACAUGUAACAGCAGAUAUCUGCUACAAUUUCUAAAUAACAGUUAUUGUCAGUGGUGUAUAAAGUGUUUUUUGUGUGUUUGACGGAGUAAUGGAACAAGUUGUACUUCAUAUAAACCGCAACAGGGUGCUUACAGGUUGUCAGCAAAGAUGAAUAUUUUUGCUACUACAGAUGCUGUUGAUCUCAGAUGCUGGGGGUGAAACCAUGCAGUUGCAGUGUCUACUGCUACUGCUUUUUGCACUGAUGUUUACUCUGCGUGUCAUCCACAGCAUCCUGGUGGUCAAUUGCAUCCCAGAGUGCAUCUGCCUUUCGCAGACACAGGUGCUGUGCAACACUGGCGGUCUAACAGAGAUCCCCAUCAAGUCACUGCCUUCCACAGUGGAACACCUGUCUCUAACGAAGAACCACUUCCCAAUCAUAAAAAGUGACGCUUUUGCUGGACUCCGUGGAUUAAAAAAGCUUUCUCUGGACGGAAACAACAUUUCAAUCAUCAAACCUUUCGCUUUUCGUGGUCUUCCUCGCCUCCGAGAACUCUCAAUACAACAUACUCCUCUCACAACAAUUGCCCAAUUUUCCUUUGCCGGUCUCCAGAAUAUUUCAACAAUACUCUUAGGACACAACCGGAUACAACGUGUUGAAGGUUACGCGUUUGCUGGGACGUCCAACGUUCGUCUGCUUCUCCUGAACAACAAUCCACUUCACCGAGUGGACAGUUCGGCUUUCUCUGGCUUGUCCAACGUGGAACGUCUCAUCUUCCCUUCUGGCAUCCGCGCAGUGGAACCUGAUUCCUUCAGUGGCCUCGACACAGUUAGCUUUCUGAAGCUGGCCUUCAUGGACCUCUCCUCUCUGAAGCCUCACACCUUCCGAGGGCUCAGCCACGUCCAUAUUUUAUCGAUACAGGAUUCUGACUUAGGUAUUAUCCGUGCCGAUGCAUUUGAAGGCAUGACUCAAAUUGGAAUCUUGAGUCUAAAGAAUAAUAAGAUAGACGCAAUUCAAGAACUGAAGUUAAAACCUAUUAAUCGUAUAAAAAUGUUACAAUUACAUGGCAACCAUCUACUGGAGACACCUCUACCUGGUGCUAUAAUAAUUCAGGGUGUCGAAAAGUUGAAUGUAAUUGAUAACCAUUUUCCAUGUGACUGUCAUAUACACACACUUCUUGAGAGUCCUUUAGCUAACGACACCACCGGAACCGAUUUCAGAAGUAAGAAUUACUGUAUAUCUCCUCUAGAAGUGAACGGCAAAUUGAUGAGUGACUUGGAUCUGGACUCCAUCGGCCGAUGCCACGAGCAGGUAACGAGGGGGAACCUUGAGGCUUCUAAAGGACCAACGGACUCUGGUUGCAAGAAAACAUCUUUUUCUCCCUCUGCAACCUUUCUGAUUGUCUCUCUAUUGUCUAUAUUAUGUCAGAGGUGAGGAUUACUUGUCACGUGAUAAUUUUUUGCCUAUAUGAAUUAUUCAGAAAGGUAAUGUUGGUAAAUUUUGUAUAGAGAUUAAAUUGAAUAUCACUCACCAACUGCCAGUUCAAAUAGACUAUUUUAAAGACUCCGUUUAACGGAAAUUUAUAUUUGAAUAAUAUGAAAACAGAAUGGAUUAAU